UUCCCUUUUGGUCUUGGUAAGAUCUAAAAACAAAACCCUAGAAAAGAGAAGAGCCAGAGGAGAAUCAAAUAGAGGAUAAAAUCGAUGGGAAGAGGGAAGAUUGUGAUCCAAAGGAUCGAUGAUUCAACAAGUAGACAAGUCACUUUCUCCAAACGAAGAAAGGGUCUAAUCAAGAAAGCCAAAGAGCUAGCUAUUCUCUGUGACGCCGAGGUCGGUCUCAUCAUCUUCUCUAGCACCGGAAAGCUCUAUGACUUUGCAAGCUCCAGCAUGAAGUCAAUUAUUGAUAGAUAUAACAAGAGCAAGAUCGAGCAACAACAAUUAUUGAACCCAGCAUCAGAAGUCAAGUUUUGGCAGCGAGAAGCUGCUGUUCUUAGGCAAGAAUUGCAUGCUUUGCAAGAAAAUCAUCGGCAAAUGAUGGGAGAACAACUAAAUGGUUUAAGUGUUAACGAGCUAAACAGUCUUGAGAAUCAACUUGAGAUAAGUUUGCAUGGAGUUCGUAUGAAAAAGGAACAAAUGUUGACUCAAGAAAUCCAAGAACUAAGCAAAAAGAGGAAUCUUAUUCAUCAGGAAAACCUAGAUUUGUCUAGGAAAGUACAACGGAUUCAUCAAGAAAAUGUUGAGCUCUACAAGAAGGCUUACGCGGCAAGCACAAAUGGGUUUAUACAUCGUGAACGAGCAGCUGUCACUGUCACGGAUGAUGAAUCAUCACAGACUCAGAUUCGGCUGCAACUAAGCCAACCCGAGCAUUCCGAUUACGAGACCCCGCCAAGAGCAAGCGAAUAACAUCAAGUUUUUCAGAGAUUGAAGUUCGAAGAUACUGUGAUGUUGAAGACCAAAUCCAAAGACUAGGUUUGAAUAAGGGUAUUGAAUUUGAAGCCCAAUAAAACCAAGCCACAUGAUAAGCAGCAUGGUUCUUCUAUCAUCAAUUAAUCAUGUUUUUCUUUCUUUGUGCAUUUCAAUUUGAAAAUAUAUAUAUAAGUAAAAGCAUAUAUAAUUAAAA
Capsella rubella is the source of this 1000-nucleotide messenger RNA. Its product is annotated as agamous-like MADS-box protein AGL21. The transcript has 8 exons. Gene Ontology annotation, molecular function: DNA-binding transcription factor activity, RNA polymerase II-specific; protein dimerization activity; RNA polymerase II cis-regulatory region sequence-specific DNA binding. Lineage: Eukaryota; Viridiplantae; Streptophyta; Magnoliopsida; Brassicales; Brassicaceae. Gene Ontology annotation, biological process: positive regulation of transcription by RNA polymerase II. The coding region runs from base 85 to 783 and encodes 232 amino acids. Gene Ontology annotation, cellular component: nucleus. The record is from RefSeq and is a predicted model, not a curated record.